AUGUUUAUUCAUAAUACACCAGCAGCAUACUAUGGACGAGCUAUCAAAAUUACAUCAGAUAUACUCGAAAAAUGGCAUUCAGAAUUUAAUAAUACUAUAGAAGAAUUUCAGAAAUAUUUACUUCAUGAAACAGUUGAUAAUCAAUUAUUUGCUUGUUGGUCUAUUCGUGUUAAAUAUCGCGAAACUUUUAUUAAGACAAUUAUUAAAUGGCUAGAAAAACAUCAAAAUGUUGAAAUAAAUAGUCGAUGGUAUGAAUUAAUAGCUGAUUUAGCAAGUCGAGAAUCAUGUGAACAAGAAUGGUGUCAUACUAUCUAUAUACUUGAUAAUAAUCAAUUCAUUAUACAUCGACAAAGUACAGCAUUACUUAGUCAUGGUCUUACUGGUCUUUCAAGUUGGCCUGCAGCGAUCUCUCUUGGUGAUUAUUUGAUGAAAAGAAUACAUCUACUAGAAAAUAAACGUAUCAUUGAACUUGGUGCUGGAUCAGGUUUACUUGGUUUAACUUUAUUAAAAUAUUCAGAUAAAAUUUUGUCAUAUACAUUUACUGAUUAUUCUCCAAUGAUUUUAAAUUUAUUACGACAAAAUGCUUUAUUAAAUUUUUCUGAAUAUCAAAUUGAUGAAAAGAUGAAAAUUGAAGAAUUAGAUUGGAAUCAAUAUUCAAUAGAGAAUAAUCAUCAUAAUUGUUUUGAUUGCAUUUUAGCUGCAGAUGUUGUUUAUGAUCCGUCGGUGAUUGAAAAUUUAGUCAAAACAAUUCGAAUUCUUUUGCAAAAAAAUCAACAAUGUACUGCGUAUAUUGCAAAUGCUAUUCGUAAUGAAUCAACAUAUGAACAAUUUCGAAAAGCAUUAAUUCAAUCAUGUCUUGAUGUACGUUCUGUUGAAAUGGAUACUUCUCAAUCUAUUGAAAUUAUUCAACUUGCUCUUUUGCCUAAAGAUUCUAUUUGA
Adineta steineri is the source of this 939-nucleotide messenger RNA. The record is from the annotation of a GenBank genome assembly. Lineage: Eukaryota; Metazoa; Rotifera; Eurotatoria; Adinetida; Adinetidae.